AUGGACUUCUCUCUGGGCCUACGUUUGGGGCCUCGGAACAAGGAGGCCAGCCACCAACAGCCCCCUCCACCCUCCGGGCACGGCCCACCAGCUGCCUCCCCUUGUCUGUCCUGCCCCCCCUCCGCCUGUGCCUGCCCCUGCCCUGGCUGUCCCCCUCCCAGCUGCUCCGGCACCACCUAUCCCUAUUACGCAGCUCCCUGCCCCUCCUGUCCCGGCCUCCCUGGCCCACCCUGUACCUGCCCCUGCCCGCCCUGCCCUGCCUGUGCCCCCUUGACUUGUCCCCUCAGUUCCUGCAGCCCCUGCUCUGCUCCGCAUUUGACCUGCUGCCACCCCUCUCCCUGCCCCAUGUACCCUUGCUCCAGGGGUCAAGCCGCCUGUUCCAGCUCCUGCUUGGGCUGCAGUGACAGCUGCGGCCAUGGCCGGGGGGCUGCCCGGGGACCUCCAGGCUCUGCUGGCCGCUGCAGCUGCUGCUUCAGGAGACACCGCACCUCUCGACACUGUCUGAUAGUCUAGCUGGGCUGUUGCCCCUUGAGAGAUUGCCAGUCUUCCAGGGCACUUCUGCAGCUGCUUCCUCAGGGAGGAGGCAGAAGCUCUGGAGGACGGAGAAGGAUCAGCUGGACCCCUCACCCAGGCAGGGAGAGGAGGCUGGCUGCUCAGGUCCCCCGGCCUUCUCCUCAGUCCCGGGAGUGAGAGCGGGACAUCUGCUUUGAAGCUAGUUUCUGGGCAUGCUCUCAUUGGUUCCAGAGCCUCCUCUUCUGCAACUUCUGGAAUGGAAAGUGUUCUUCUCACAGCCUCUCCCAUGGCCCCUGAAGGGUGGCCAAAUAGCUCUAAGUGGUGGAGAAAACUUAUUUACAGAAGAACUCCAGCUAACGUAGAAGGAAUAUGCAAUUAGAAAAAUCACCAUUUGGCAACCCCUAAUGAAACAAUUGAUCAAAGCAAGAAUCGUCAAUGGAUGAAACCAAGGAUGGUGGUUGAUGGAGAACUUUACAAUGGAGGAAUAAGGCUGUCACUACCUGACCCCACUGAUGAAUCUCAGCAUCGCUAAAAACGGCACAACCACAUGCCGUGUACCUCCUGAUAUGAUGCAGUCUGAAGCACUCAGCACCACCUGUGAAGGACUCUUGCCAAACAAAGAAACAAACAAAAAAACUGAACAUGAUUCUAAUCAAACCUCUAGAGCUAACCUCCAUUUAAUGAGAAAUAUGGGGGGUGGAGGAACAAAUUAAAUGACACAACAAGGAAGUAAGAAAACACAUCCAGAACGUGGGACAUUCUAAAGGAGAUCUGACUGAAUUUCUUCAACUAGUCAAUGGCUGGUGGUGGUGGUGGUGGGGAGACCUUGUUUGGUUCCUGAUUGGGACCACCCAAUUGUAAAGAGACAUUUUUAGACUGUUGGAAACAUUUAAUUAUGAACUGAGUACUUACAAUGCCAAGGAAUCUGUGUUGAUUUUGUUAAAUGUGAAAAUGGCUUUGAGGUUAUGUAAGAAAAGGUCCGUAUUUCCUAGAGAUGCAUACUGAAGUAUGGAGUGAAGUGAUGUAUUUAAAAGUAUUUUGGCAAACAAAAAAAGAAAGGAGAAGAAGGAACAAAGGGACAAAAAUCAAUAUUGUUGAAUUAAGUAUAUAGGGUUUCAUAGAACUAUGCUCUCUACCUUUAUGUAUGUUUGAACAUUUUCAUAAUAGAAGUUUUAAAUGAUGCGCCUCUGGUAAGCAUGAUUCCUAGUAAUUCCCAGAGCAUCCUCCCCACCUGCCCUGAAAGCCAGACUUCCCCUGUGACUUCCCACACACAGACCCCAGCCCUCCUUGCCCUCUACUAGAAGUGUGUCCUAGAGAUGGAAUUGCCCUCCCAGGCUGUCCUUUAUCCCCUUCAGUCCCCUGCUGCUCAGCUGGCACAUUUCCCAUGUGCAGGAUCUUUCCCAGCUGUGCUUCACAGCUUCGAGGGGCCAGGGGAAUCUUAAAGAGUUAACAUAUUUUGAAUAGGUCCUACAAUAAAAGUAAUCCAAAAUAAUGUAAUCUUCCUUAAAGUCUCUCUUUGUCAGGUGCUUCUGAGCAAAAUGCAACUCAAUAAUGGAGAGCACUGGCCUCCAUCCUG
This is a messenger RNA of Balaenoptera ricei (Rice's whale), 2089 nucleotides long. RefSeq names its product sperm mitochondrial-associated cysteine-rich protein. The transcript is spliced from 2 exons. Bases 1 to 513 code for a protein of 170 amino acids. The record is from RefSeq and is a predicted model, not a curated record. NCBI's taxonomy places the organism in Eukaryota, Metazoa, Chordata, Mammalia, Artiodactyla, Balaenopteridae.